Ficedula albicollis (Collared flycatcher) is the source of this 4278-nucleotide messenger RNA. It is a transcript of the gene RNF217, whose product is annotated as ring finger protein 217. The record is from RefSeq and is a predicted model, not a curated record. Gene Ontology annotation, cellular component: ubiquitin ligase complex; cytoplasm. Gene Ontology annotation, molecular function: zinc ion binding; ubiquitin conjugating enzyme binding; ubiquitin protein ligase activity. The transcript has 6 exons. Lineage: Eukaryota; Metazoa; Chordata; Aves; Passeriformes; Muscicapidae. Bases 70 to 822 code for a protein of 250 amino acids. Gene Ontology annotation, biological process: ubiquitin-dependent protein catabolic process; protein polyubiquitination; positive regulation of proteasomal ubiquitin-dependent protein catabolic process.
CAGGUGGUGCUGGCUGUGACCCUCGCUGGUGUGUAGCUGCACCAUUCCACAGUGCUCCUGGGGACAUGGAUGUGUGUGCAGCUGGGACAAGCAGAUAUAAAAUGCCCCAUCACAGAGUGCAGCGAACACCUGGAUGAAACAACUGUCCUCUAUAACCUACCCCACGACGACAUCAUCAAGUAUAAAUACUUCCUGGAACUCAGCCGCAUCGACUCCAGCACCAAGCCAUGCCCUCAGUGCAAGCACUUUACAACCUUCCGGAGGAGAGGCCACAUUCCUACCCCUGCCAAAUUGGAGAACAAAUACAAAAUCCAGUGUCCAUCUUGCCAAUUUGUCUGGUGUUUCAAGUGCCACUCUCCCUGGCAUGAAGGCGUUAACUGCAAAGAAUACAAGAAGGGAGACAAGCUGUUACGUCACUGGGCCAACGAAAUCGAACACGGGCAGAGGAAUGCCCAGAAGUGUCCAAAAUGCAAGAUCCACAUCCAGAGAACCGAAGGGUGUGACCACAUGACCUGUUCACAGUGUAACACUAAUUUCUGUUACCGUUGUGGGGAGAGAUACCGCCAGCUCCGCUUCUUUGGAGAUCACACGUCAAACCUCAGUAUCUUUGGAUGCAAAUACCGCUACCUCCCCGAGAGACCACACUUAAGGAGAUUAGUGCGAGGCUCUGUCUGCGCUGGAAAACUACUCAUUACACCCCUAAUAUUGGUUCUGGGACUGGCACUGGGAGCUGUAGCUGUUGUAAUAGGUUUAUUUGUGUUUCCUAUCUAUUGCCUUUGUAAAAAGCAGAGGAAAAGGUCACGGACAGGUAUGCCCUGGUGAGGACGGACGUUACUCGCCUGAACUGAGCUGGUCCUGCAAGGGCUAUCCGUGUUCUGUGUGACAGAGCAAUACAGUGCUGGUUACAGCAUCAAAGCCACCGCCCUGGAAGAGGAAUGGGGGCUCUCCUGCCAUCUUCCCUCAGCCGAAAACACUACUGCAGACCAGAAAGCCUCUUUGCUCUGGUGCGCCCUCAACAAGAUGGGCCCCUUGACUGCUGCUUUUGAAAUGUCUUUUGGUUUGGGGUUUUUUUAGUUAUGACUUUGGAAGGUUUUUUUUUGAGUCUAAGUUUCUGAACCAGACAAUCCGAGUCUGUAUUGUAGCCACAACUCUACUACCGAUUUGGCCUGUGAAGAAAGCAUUUAACUGCUAACAUGUGCUCGUUUAACUUCAGCGCCGGCCUUUAAGGUGGAAAUGCUUACAAGUGUGUUCGGACUCUUACUGUGUACUGAGCAUACUACUUUUGGUAUUAAAAGCUACUCCUGUAAAUAACUUCCAUCACACAGCAUUCUGUUCAGCAUACUGAAACCCCGUCACAUGCCAGAGCACGACAGCUGGUUGUCUUCUGAGUGCUCCUGCUCGAGGAGUGCGCAUUGCCACCGCCAAACUGCAGUGCCUCAGGGGGAAAUACCCUUAGUGCUGAAGCGCCCUGAUACUUCAGAAUAUGGUCAUUGGUUUCACUUCAGUAAUUUAUUUAUGACAGUCUGUUAAUAUUAAUGGCAGGGGGUGUGACAAGAUUUGUUACAACAGGACUUCAUUUUUGAAUUGUCACAGUGCAGAAAAAAUUUGAAGGGUUUAGAUAACAAGAUGUGUCAGUAACCCAAUCUGUCCCGAGAUAUCCCUGAAAUGUGUUUGCAGGGAAGCUGGAAACCUGCUCUUUUGUUCUGACUUGGAAUGUGAUAGACAUGCUGCACACUACCUGUGUGAGGAUUGACUUGUUGAAAUUUUAUAAACUAAAUAGCACAUUUUGUUUGUUUGUUCCUUUGAGUAGGCUACUACUACGUAAGUCUUGGAGUAUCCUCUGAUGUCUCAUGAGGAAAAUCUGUGAAUCCAGGGUAAGGGAAGCAAUCGUAAAUUCUUAGGAGACCACUUCAUUCUAGCUUUCUGCUUCCAGUGUUUCUCUUCCUGGCACAUGACAGUUCUGAAGAGAAUAGCUAUCUUUGCUCUUUUUUUUCUUAAUUUCCACUGUUUGCUACCAAACCUCUUUCUCAGUGCAUCGCAACAAAGGCAAUGUAAUUCAGCAUAAGGAAUCAGUUACUGAGAAUUUUUACGCUUUUAAUUUUAAUCCAAAUUUGUCAUACAAAUAUAACUUAAAAAACUAGAGUAACUGUGUUUAGACAGAACACUGAAACAAUAAAGAAAGCUGAAUAAGAAAAAUAACUACUUCAUACUGUAAAAAUACAGGCUAAUCUUAACGACGAUUGGAUUUGUACUGUGAAGGUAAUUAUUUUCAGUGUGUGUGAAGAUACACAUGUAUUUAUAUGUAUGUUUGUGUAUAUGUGGGGAAAGGGGAAGCAGGAAGAUGGGAAAUACCCUUAAGAGUCUACUGACUUCAAAAAUUAGGCUUGCAAAUGGCAUAUCAUUUAAGAGGAUGUACUUUAUACCACUUGCUUUGAAAAUUGUUGUUAAAUCUGAAUCCAGUUGUAAUUUUCAAGCAAAUAGUGCUCUGCCCCACCAACAUAGUACUGUUAUAAGAUACUUUGACUUCGAAGCCUCAGUGGAAGAAGCUGAUGACUUUUGUUUACCUGGAAACACAAAUAUCAGCUUACCAUAGCUGACUAGUAUGCUUAUUUUCUGUCAGCUUCUAGUUUUGUUUUCUUGCAGUUUUUUUCUUCAAGCACACCAUUGUAGUCGAUAACUAUUUAAUUUCCAUUUGAAUUUAAGGGCAUGUUGACCCUGUUACCCUAGUAGUAAAAAAAGUACUUUUCGAAGAUUUGCAAAUUAACGAGGGUAGCAAUGAUAUUUAGAAAUAAAAUUCAAAACCUAUUGUCAAUGCAAAUUCACCUGUUAUUUAGACUUACUUUCUUCUGAGACACAUCAGUUUUCUAUUUGUGUUAUGUCUGAAGUUGGAAGCUGCCUUAAAAUUGGUCUUGGUUUUGAGUGUGUUUUCUGAGGCUAUACAUAUCAGUUGUCUUUGGCUUACUCAGGGAUUUUUAUUCCUCUCUUUAAAUGUCAAAUAAUGAAGAUAUUUUUGUAUUAUUUAGAAAAACCUUCAGACCUCAGAGGGUGAGAUAUAUAUAGAUAGAUUUGGGUUUGCAGUGCAGUCUAUAACUUGGUGUCAAACUAUUCCACUUGAGAAUAUUUUAGUACUUGAGAUUAUCUGUAAUAACUACACAGUGGAUUUAUUUCCUUUCUUUUCCUGGUUCUGUAUAAAUGUAUCACAUAUUCCUAUGGUCUUUGUAGCUGUUUUCACUCUGCCAUGUUUGCAAUUUUCAGUUUUUUUAACUAGAGUUCAGUAAGAUCUGAAACUAAGAUACUAGAUUAAAGAACAUAAAAUGGAAGAUAAUAGAUCUGCACUUACUUCUAUUCAGAAAGUAUGUCCUUGUGGAUGGAGAAAAGGAACAUACGACUCAGCUCCUACAUUAUCAUUUCAUCUAGGCCAUUUUGAUUUUAUCAGAACAGAUAAAAUCAAAGGGAAAUGGUUCUUCAUUUUCUAUACAGGGCUAAAAGAGAAAUAUUUGACCUUGUAAAGAUGAGUGAGUUUGUGCUUUUUCUGUAGGGCAAAAAAAAAAAAGGAAUUACAAUAAUUUUUUCUUUUCUGUAGAACAGGAUAAAUGUUCAAGAACCAGGCAGAAUAGGGGUGUGGAAGUCUUUUUCCAUCUGCAUAAAAAUAUUCCCACUUGAAAAGUACAUAAAUACAAUUUUUAUCAAUAUUAUAUACAUAACCUACUAAAGCAUGAGAAGUAGCUCAGUACAAAGCUUCAUUUGGUAGAACAUUAGCUUUUAAGCAACUCAUCACAGCAAACCUUGUAUACAUCAAAGCCACAUCAUUUGUUUUAGAAGCAUUAAUUUAUUCAUUUGAAAGAAACUGAAUGGACUUCAUAAGGAAAUUAUGUUAAUGCAUUGUAUUUUUUGUAACUACUCUAAAGAAACCAUUAGGCUGUUCUGCUCCAUCUUUAUUAGCAGAAAUCUUCAUCAGGCAGCUAUAUUAACCUGCUAAGGCAGAUUUCACACUACUGUAUGCUGAUCAUCACUGGUUGUUGUGUUUGCUUUCACGACAGUUAAUAUUUAAGAUUAUUUAUCUUUGUGCAAGGUUGUUGCUCGUCCGUACCUGUGUCCAGACUAGGAAAUGCUGAAAUCCGUUCUCCACUAGCCUUCUGUUCCAAGCUUUCCUGGGGCUGGAUUUGCUGUGGGCUCAGCCCAGCGUGCAGGUGUGCAGUCAGAGCUGGGGCUCUCCCCGUGGUGCUGUGGCUGUGUGUGCCCCAUCCUGCUCCUGCCGGGAGGGCUGGCUGGACACGC